Molecule: messenger RNA, 1027 nt
Organism: Arachis ipaensis
Lineage: Eukaryota; Viridiplantae; Streptophyta; Magnoliopsida; Fabales; Fabaceae
Source: RefSeq, a predicted model, not a curated record
CCCUUCUCUCUCUCUCUCUCAAGUCUAACUACACUGUGAGCAGAGUGAGAUAGUGGAACCAGCGAGAACAACAGGUUCAAGCUCAGAUCAGCAACAAUGAUGGCUUCCUCUUCCAAGGACCGUGAGAACUUCGUCUAUUUAACUAAGAAAUGGUGGAUCCUGUUCUCUGUUGGGUACAAGAACGUGGUGGGUUCAAGGAGGGCUUCAUGGAGGAUCCUGUCAAAGAUAGAGCAGAAGGAAGAGUCAAGGGGCAAUGAGGUAAAUGCAAAGCUCAUAAGGGAAUACAUGCACAAGGUGGAGUUUGAGCUCUCCAAAAUUUGCAGUGACAUUAUGAUUGUCUUAGAUGAGCAUCUUAUCCCAUCCACUAAUGUUGCUGAGUCCACUGUUUUUUACUAUAAAAUGAAAGGAUACUACUAUCGGUAUUUAGCGGAAUUUAAAGAUGGUGAUGAGAAAAAAGAGGUGGCAGAUCAGUCACUUAAAGCAUAUGAGAGUAAUAAAGAAGGCCACUUGUUCUGUUCUAACACUCAUCUAUCUAUUUAACUAUUUUUCUUUUGGGCACAAAAGAAAUUAAAUUGAAGAAAAUCAUCUCCUUUUAAGAAAGAAAAGUAAAAAUGGCAGGUCCAGAGGUUGAUGCAAAUGGGAAUGGCUCAUUGAAGUUGAAGCCAAGUGAGACCAGAGGAAAGAACAUCCAAUGAAAUAAUAAAAUUAAAACAAUAUUUACUUGAAUGAAACCGAAUAUCUUUUAUUAAAAAAAAAAUAUUAUACACAUUCAUAUAGCUCAAUAAAUGUACAUUGAAAAUAAUGAAAUAUAAUUGUGUUAGAUACAUGAUAUGAUGAUAUACUAGGCUAAGAAUAAAUGAAACUGUCAUUGAUUAUAAUUUAUAUAUGAAGAGAUUUAAUUUUAAUGAUGGAGUUUUAUCAUAAAAACCUCCAAAUAACUUCUUAACUUGCAGAUUAAUUAUUCAAAUGGAUAUAAUUUUUUAGGAAGAGUUUAAGUGUAUCGAGAACACCGGUGUUCCAGUUGUUU